Messenger RNA from Notodromas monacha, 1801 nucleotides. The record is from the annotation of a GenBank genome assembly. NCBI's taxonomy places the organism in Eukaryota, Metazoa, Arthropoda, Ostracoda, Podocopida, Cyprididae.
AUUUGACACGGCGUUGAGUAAAUGGUCUUCCAUGAAGCGCUUGGACAACGUGGAAGCUUCGAGAUCAGGCUCAGAAAUCAGCCUUGCGGAAUCUUUCAAGCACAGAGUGAAUCAGUAUUUGCAACGAGGGCUGAAAGGUGUCGACACUGUGAGGAAACUCAAGAGCCAAAUCUGGACAUCAGUCGUCACUGUUGUCAUAGUUGAGGCGAAUGACUUGACUCCACGGGAUCAAGAUGGAAUUUUGGACCCAUAUUGCAGAUUUCGGAUGGGAAAUGAAAAGUACAGGACGAAAUCUAUGCCGAAAACAACGGCCCCCAAGUGGCUGGAGCAGUUUGAUCUCCAUUUGUAUGAUGAUCAAUCCCAGCUACUUGAAGUCACUGUCUGGGACAACGACCCCAGAAAAGACGAAAUCCUCGGCAGAUGCACAAUCAAUUUGUCCGAACUGGACAGAGAAACAACGCACAGGAUCAAGAAGAACUUGGAAGAGGGCUCAGGAAGUGUUCUCCUGCUUUUGACAAUCACCGGAACUACGAAUUCUGAAACAAUUUCCGACCUUGCCGCUUAUCAACAGCAGCAGGUUGAAAACGAAAGAGAAGAGGAGUACAGAUCUCGACGAUAUAGCAUUCUCCGGACUUGGCACAAUGUCAAAGACGUGGGUCAUUUGACAGUCAAGGUGUUCAAGGCCCAGGGACUAGCAGCAGCUGACCUCGGAGGGAAAAGUGACCCUUUCUGCGUGCUGGAACUAGUGAAUGCCAGACUGCAGACCCAAACUGAGUACAAAACCCUGAGCCCCAACUGGCACAAGAUUUUCACAUUUAACGUGAAAGACAUUCAUUCCGUCUUAGAAGUGACAGUUUAUGAUGAAGAUCGGGACAACAAAGUCGACUUCCUGGGAAAAGUGUCCAUUCCUUUGCUUCGGAUCCAAAACGGAGAAAAGAAAUGCGUUUUCAACUUCACUAUCCCGUUUUUGUCUUGGUUGGCCAUAUUCUUGCUGUGUCUGGUUGCUCUGGUUCUGUACGUGGUUCCUCUGCGGGCAAUGAUAUUCAUCUGGGGGGUUCUCAAGUUCACCAAGAAGCUUGUGAGACCUCAUGCUCUCAACAACAAUGAGAUCUUAGAUUUCAUUUGGCGGCUUCCUGAUGGGGAACAACUGGUGGAAUACAGAGAACUGAAGCUGAUUCCCAGAGUGGAUUCCGACAAAAGGAAGGACAACAAGAAAAGUCACAGGAAACCUAACACAUGAUCAAUUUGAUCUCUUUUUCAUGUUCUUAAAGGGGAAAAUCAGUUUCCUUCAAAAUGUGUGACAAAAGUUUCGUUUCUGUUUCAAACAUUAUAUAGUCAUGCGGGAAAGGAGUGGCAUCUCCUUUCUGAUUCUUCAAAGAAUCACCUAUCAAUAACUUUGCAGAAAUCCUUAAUUUGCAGACAUGCAAAUCAGCCAAACUUCCAAAUUUCUAUCAGUCAAGAUUUAGUUUUUCCAUGUUCAGUGGAUUAUUUGUGUUUUUAGCUGGGUUGCGGUCAGUUUAAAAACAGGGCAGUUUUUGUUUUCACAUGACUCAGAGGAUUUUUUCUUGACUUUUUGUGGGUUGACGUUGUUUUGCUGGCCAACAACCGAAAAUUGCUUUAAAAUUGAGUCUUUCUCCAAACAGAUUAUUUUUGCAAACAUUGCGAAUAACUUCGGAAGAAGUUGUUUUCUCAUCUAUAUUAGCUGCUUAUCGAAAAAUGUUUUUGAAGAUCGUUUCAAAAUGAGCUAAGAAAAUUUUAAGGUGCCAAUUCAAGCACAAAAAUAUUUGAAAUGUUUUUAUCG